This is a messenger RNA of Neodiprion fabricii, 5363 nucleotides long. RefSeq lists its product as uncharacterized. NCBI's taxonomy places the organism in Eukaryota, Metazoa, Arthropoda, Insecta, Hymenoptera, Diprionidae. The transcript has 2 exons. The record is from RefSeq and is a predicted model, not a curated record. The coding region runs from base 760 to 1740 and encodes 326 amino acids. Gene Ontology annotation, molecular function: protein binding.
AUGAUAAUGAUGAAAGUAAUUAAUAACGUACUGUCGUUGUAGGCUUGAUACAAGCUUUUUGUAAAUUUUCGGUAGAAAUCACGCAUACCUACCUAUAAUAUAAUACACCUACAAGACAGUGCAAUUGCUUAAUUACAUAGUCAAAAAUGAAACGUCGUACGUAAAACUUUUGAAACUUUACAUCUCUACGCGCGCUCACGAAAUAUUUCCAGCAGGUGUCUCUCGCUAUGACAAGAUAAGCCAAUCAGACACUUUGUUGAUGCCGGCCGGUCAUUUUUUGUAAUCCGUAAAUCCGUAAGACGUCAAACUGUGACUGUGAUACGUAAUCAGCGAUACACGUUUAUUUUUAAAUUAAUAUUAACCUCGAUACGUAACCGAUAAAUUUAAAUUGGUCUGCUUUAAUUUCAUACAAAAAUUUCAAAUAUGCGAGAAAAAAUCGGAAAAUAAUAACAAUAACUGAGCAUCGGGUGCGAUGUACGAUCAAGUUGACAAAAAACCAAAAAUCCUCAUACGUAUGUCGUCUAUGGUGUUCUAAUGUAUUUCAAAAACAUGGUAAAUUAACCUGGAACGAUAACGGUCAUCUUCAGGGUUGGCAACACUGCCAGCGCGGCAAACCAACAUCAUGCAAGAGGAAGGUCAAAACAAGUGAAACAAUAGCGAAAAUUUUGAAUCGACGACCGUUACACGGUUGGAACUGGCCGCGGAAUUAACGAGACAAGUCGCAUGGAAUCAGAGUGUCGGUUAAACUAGGAAAACAUUAUGUGGGAUGAGAACAACGGGCAAUAUCAACUCGCUGACGGGGAUUGGGAGAUUUUUGCGGAAAAAUUGGAGUGCUAUCUGCUGUCGAAGAACAUAACGGACGAUGAAGUUAAAGUUGCAAUCCUGGUUACGCGGCUAGGAAAAGACGCACACGCGUUGCUCAGGAAGCUUGUCGCUCCUGCAAAAAUCACACAUAAAAAAUACGACGAGCUGAUUGAAAUUAUGACCAACCAACUACGCUGCAUGCCGUCAGAAGUAAGGGAACGCUACGACUUUCACGCACUUAGACAAGAACCGGAAGAAACAAUAGGCCAGUUCGUUACCAAGUUGAAAAACUAUGCGUCCUACUGCAAUUUCGAAAAUGUUAACAACGCUUUGAGAGAUCAGUUCGUGUGGGGAGUGAACGACGAAGAGAUACGUGUUGCAUUGUUUGAAACAACAGAACUGACCUUUGAAAAGGCCGUAGAAGUAGCAGUGGUGCAAGAAACAGUCGGUACAGAGAUGGAUAUGUCCCUUUCUACGCAAAAUCAAGAUAUAAUGGAAGACAGGGGAAUGCCAGAAGCGACUUUCCGUUACACGGUGAGGAAUUUUUCCAAGUUGGAUUGCGAGCGGCUAUCGCCAACUUUCUAUGUACGCAAUCUUCCGUGGAAUAUUUUGGUAAAGCCUUGUACUAACCGGACAAGAGAUCACGAAUCGAGGAAGUCCCUCGGCUUCUUUUUGGAAUGCAACAGGGAAAACGAUUCGUUCACAUGGAGUUGCUACGCGUCAAUAGAGUUCAGGCUCCUCCCCCACAAGAAAAAUCAGAAACCUCUUACCGGAAGAACUGAACACUUAUUCUGCAGAAUGGAUUAUGACUGGGGAUAUCGUGAUUUUAUGUAUUGGGAAGAUCUGCUUGACAAAGAACAAGGCUACAUUAAGAAUGACUCUAUCGUGCUCGAAGUCUAUGUGGUAGCAGGUGAGCCGCACGAUGUUAUGGACUAGUACAGUAAGAAACAUACGGAACAUGUCCGUCUCAAAAAUCAAGGGACAACGGUUGUUACGUCAAGUCACUCUUAGGAACUCUUACCGCAUCCAACAAAAUCUCUAUGUGUGCGUAUGUAUGUAUUCAACUAUCAAUGCAUAUCGCGGGAAAAAUUCUGAAUCACUUUCUGUAAUAUCCUAAAAAUAUUAUAAUAAUGAUGAUGAUAAUAAUAAUAAUAAGAAGAAGAAUAGUAGUAGCCAUAAUCGUGAAACGUUUGAACUAAAGACGUCUAGAUUGUAUUUUAUUAAUGACAUUUCCUAGGGAAGUUACCUCUUUUUUUCAGCUAGUGCAUGUUGACACAGAUCUUAUUAUCAUCAUCUUUUUACCUUUAAACCGGACGCUGAAAGUAGUUAUUAUAAUAUGCAACUAUUUAUGAUUGGGCACACUCAAUUGUUAAACUGCAAGCAUCGUGUUAUACACACACACACAUCCAUUAUACGCUCGUAUAUGCAUUAUAUGUCAUCGUCAUCGACAUCAUCAUUAGUAUUACAAAUUUAACCAUAUAAUCCAAAUCGAUCCUUACUGGAAUAAAAUAUAAGUACAUAUAGUUAUGAAUAUAAAAUAACAAGGUUGCCAGUAUCAGCAUUUAUUCUCUCCCACUGUUAAUGUAUUUUUUCAUUUAUAUAUGUAAUAUUUAUUGUUUAAUAUCCUCAUAUUGUUAUAACAUAUUGUUUAAUACAUUUUUUUUAAAUAUAAUAGAUUUUGUUCGUCAUUAUAAAUUACGCUGUACGGCACUGUUUUAAUUCUUAACUCGUCAUCAUUUUCAUUCGGAUCGACGAAGAGUUUUUACGUUAGAAUUCGUUUUUUCUAUUUUUUUGUUCAACAUCGCUUGAGAAGAAUUUACCUACAUUAUAUAUGCAAACUGCUGUAUACAUUUUUUUUAUUUGACAACUAACAAACUUCUUCUAUCCUUAUACUUCAUUAAAAACCCAAAAGAGUCUGGAAUUUUUCCAAUGAUUUUUCCCGGAAACUCUUGGUACAGUCCUGGAAUCUAAACUCUCGAUUGCAGCAGACAUCCUGAAUUUGUAGAAAAAAAAAAUGUAUUACAUCGAUGAAGAAAUUGAAUACAAAAAAUUUAUAAAGCCAAUCUGAGAUAUCGUCGUAGAAUCUUGAUCGAGAUGUCACGGAAUGCCCCAUAUACACAUUAUUUCGUCUAAUCCGUGUUUAUUUCGCUCGAGUUUCUAAAUCGUUUAUUUAUAAAAAAAAUGCAUUUCCCAGAUCACCCGAAUACCUAGUAUGUUAUUGUAAAGCAUUAUUUCGAUGGACAAUUUUUUCAAACAGCGUUACAUGUUAUUCAAGAAUGUAACUUGCAACGAUAAUCACGCAAAAGACAAAAGACAAAAACCACGCGACUUGUAUUAUUCAACAUUUAUUAUUCACAUUAUUGGCGUACAGUAAUGAUGCAAUAUUCAUAUAUCUAUACAUUUAAUAACUUCUUUUUCUUUCUUUUUUUUUUUUUUUUUUUUUUUAAUCGUAAUAGUUAGAUUAGGUACACUUUGACUGAACGACGCUUCGCAACUACUUAUAGAUUAUCGUUUCUAUUUUUUAAACGUUCUUAUAUAUUUUUCACGCUGACUAUUUCCUCUUUACUUCAUUUCAUAUUCAAGAGCACUUGUUUAAGACGGCAUAAGUUUGGUUUUACAUAUUUAUAUUCAAUAAUUUUAUUCGCUCAUGGUAUUUAUUUAGUCAUCUCUUUGUGCUAUAGUCGAUGAGAGAAGUAGAAAGAAGGAACAAAACAAAUAACGGCCAUUCUGCUCAGCUUGAAAAUAUCUAAAACUCGUGAAUUCUUUUUUCCGUUCAUUUCGUUCCUUGGAUUGUCUAACAAGUACGCGUAUAAAUAUGUAUAUAUAUAUAGAAUUAUAUAUAUAUAUAUACGUAUAAUUAAUGUCAUGAAUAACAACUGAUGCCACGCGAUUCACCAUCGGUAUGAAAUCCCAUUAGCAAUGAGCGAAAUAACGCGAUAAUUAGUUUAUUUUUUCAACCUACAUGUUCAAUAUGCGCUGCGUGCGAAUAAUUAUCAGGGAGUGGUUUGACAAUAAUAGUAAUAAAAAUAAUAACAAUAACAACAACAAUAACAACAUAUCCUCAUUGCACGCUGAAUAGAAACUUUUUACAAAUUGACGAUAGGAAUUACGCAAUACCUAUAAUAUAAUAAUACACCUACUUUUGCUCAUUAUAUAGCUUUAGUCAAAAAUACGCGGAGAUUACAUUACAAGCUUUAAAGUGUAAAUACAGUAAAUAUAUAUAUAUAUAUAUAUAUAUAUAUAUGUAUAUUAUUUUAGUAUAAUUGUCAUCAUCAUCAUUGUUAUUGUUAUUACUAUUAUUAUUAUUAAAUUAUAUCGAUAUUAUACUUGAGUAAAUUAAUAAUUAUCGACGCGUACCUCGAUAAAAUUCUGAACGACUUCCCGAAAUAUCCUUAAAAUACAAUAAUAAUAAUAACAAUAACAGUAGCAAUAAUAAAAAAAAAAAGAUAUUAUCGAAGUACAUAUUUUAAUGAUUACAUUUCGAAGGCAAGUUGACUCUUUUUUCAGCUACAUUAUCAUCUCCUCCUCACCCUUAAACCGUAUGGUGAACGUCGUUAUCCCAUCGCGGAGGGUUUUACAACGUUGUAAAAGCCGCUUCCGAAAUUGUUCUUAGAUACUCGCGAUUAGUUCCCCCGUUCACGGGUAAACUUUCUUAGGAAUUCCCUUACGGUUGCGAGAGCAUGGUCUAACGAUGAUUUAUAAUUCGAGCGUCGAGGCAAUUUAUCUUGUACGUUAUCGAAAUAUUAUACUAUGUAUUACUUCUAUUACGUGUAUAUCGUAAGCCCGCGCUACGUCCUUUAUCAUACAGUGUAUAUGUUAAUUUUAACGCAACGUAUAUACAUACGUAUAAUAUUGUAAAUCGAAAGCAGUUUAAUUUUAUCUCGUUUUGUCAUUUUUCUAAUUUCAUUAAAUUUGGUCUCAAAUAUAAUCGACUAAAGCAUAAAACACGCCGACAGUAUUUCAAUUAUGUAAUAACGCAAUGAUAACAAUAAUAGUAUAAGUACGUGUCGUAGUAUAUAAUUCUUACGUUACGUCCUAAGGCCCCGUUAUAUAUAUAGAUUUAUAGGUAUAUGUAUACGACCGCCGACGUACAUAAUAUAAGGUACUUACGAGAUUUAUACUCUAACAAUUAUAAUUAUUUUACAAUAUGUAUACGUAGCAAUAAUCAACAAAUAGAACACCUGAACGUUGAGUAUAGGUAUAUGAUAAUACAAUAAUUAUACAAUAAUAUAAUAAUGCUUGUACGUAAUGCGCAGAGACGCGCGUCACUGAUCGAGAAAAUUCGCUUAGAAGACGUAUAUAAAUGACUUUUUUUUUUUCCAUCUCUCCACGCUGCCUAGAUUAUUUUCAUUAUUAUUAUAUUACCAUUUGGAAGGAAUUGCAUCAGUUUAUUUCACUAUCAUAUUGUAGUAGUAGUAAUAAUAAUAAUAAUAAUAACAAUAAUAAUAAUAAUAAUUUGUAAUUGUGCACGCUUAAUUGUUACUUUGUGAGCAUCGCGUCAUCUGUAAUUCGUAUGUAUCUCUGGAUUGUAUAUCAUCGUCAUGGUCAUCGUUAUUAUU